This is a messenger RNA of Oncorhynchus masou masou (cherry salmon), 900 nucleotides long. RefSeq names its product cylicin-1-like. The transcript has a single exon. The record is from RefSeq and is a predicted model, not a curated record. The coding region runs from base 1 to 900 and encodes 299 amino acids. Lineage: Eukaryota; Metazoa; Chordata; Actinopteri; Salmoniformes; Salmonidae.
AUGAGGAAAGACAUGAGGAAUCCCAUGAGGAAGGAAAUGAAAAGGGACAUGAGGAAAGACAUGAGGAAUCCCAUGAGGAAGGAAAUGAAAAGGGACAUGAGGAAAGACAUGAGGAAUCCCAUGAGGAAGGACAUGAGGAAGGACAUGAGGAAGGACAUGAGGAAGGACAUGAGAAUGGACAUGAGGAAGGACAUGAGGAAGGACAUGAGGAAGGACAUGAGAAUGGACAUGAGGAAGGACAUGAGGAAGGACAUGAGGAAGGACAUGAGGAAGGACAUGAGGAAUCCCGUGAGAAAGGAAAUGAAAAAGGACAUGAGGAAAUACAUGAGGAAGUACAUGAGGAAAGACAUGAGGAAUCCCAUGAGGAAAAACAUGAGGAAGGACAUGAGGAAAGACAUGAGGAAGGACAUGAGGAAUCCCGUGAGGAAGGAAAUGAAAAAGGACAUGAGGAAAUACAUGAGGAAUGCCACGAGGAAGGGCAUUAGGAAGGACAUGAUGAAGGGCAUGAGGAAGGACAUGAGGAAUUCCAUGAGGAAGGACAUGAGGAAGGAUACGAGGAAGGAUACGAGGAAGACCAGGAAUCACAUGAGGAACAACAUGAGGAAGACCAUGAGGAAGGAAAGAGGAAGGAGAAAAGACAGGAGGGAGGACAUGAGGGAGGACAUGAGGAAGGACAUGAGGGAGGACAUGAGGGAGGACAUGAGGAAGGACAUGAGGAAUCCCAUGAGGAAGGACAUGAGGAAGAACAUGAGAAAGGACACAAGGAAGGCCAUUUGGAAGGACAUGAGGAAUCCCAUGAGGAACAACAUGAGGAAGGACAUGAGAAAUGCCACAAGGAAGGCCAUUAGGAAGAACAGGAGGACAAACAUGAGGAAGGACAUGAGGUGUUUUGUAAUCUAA